Messenger RNA from Scylla paramamosain (green mud crab), 1892 nucleotides. Its product is annotated as probable peptidyl-tRNA hydrolase 2. Lineage: Eukaryota; Metazoa; Arthropoda; Malacostraca; Decapoda; Portunidae. The coding region runs from base 807 to 1310 and encodes 167 amino acids. The transcript has 3 exons. The record is from RefSeq and is a predicted model, not a curated record. Gene Ontology annotation, cellular component: cytosol; mitochondrion. Gene Ontology annotation, molecular function: peptidyl-tRNA hydrolase activity.
UUUUGCAUGGCGGACCACAAGGACUGGCGCAAGUGUCAGGAGCAGGUGAAGGACUUCCAGCACUGCAUCACGGAGCACAACAAGAAGAAGUACCAGUAGGGAGCCACAGGAGAGGAACCAGCAGAACGCACAGAAGAAGCACCAGCAGAAGGCACAGAAGAAGUCCAGCAGUGCAUCGUAGAACACAGCAAGAAGCUCCAUAAGAAAUCACAUGAAUCUUUGGUGACCUCCCUGCUGACCACCUCUUUCCCCGAGCCACCUCACACCCUGCACUAGGACUCAAGGCUCUCCUAAGACUCUCCAACUUAAUAAUCCUUUUUUUGAAAUUCACAGACCAGCACAGUGAUCCUUAUUUUUUUCUUGUUAAUCCAGACCAGUUUCACUCUUACGUCAAAAUAAACAAAUAAAUAAAUCUGUGCUGUAACUCAGGGAACCGCAGGGAGUGAUAUGCAACACAGACCUACAGGAUUGUGUUUGCUAAGCUCUCAGUGAUACGUUACUCCCCAUCUUUGCUGAACUCGGAUCCACAGUGGGUGAGACGGUGAUGCUGUGUGUUUUUUUAGUGUUUUCCAAGGUCCGAGUGACACCUUGACUUGUGAAUGCUGGGUAGUUAGUGUCAGAAUUGUAUUGUGAUUCAUGAAGGAAGAGGAGAAAGAAAAGAAAUGAAUGUCUGAAACUUGAUUAUAUUAGUGUGAUUAAUAACUUACUGUCUAUCUAUCUACCUGUCUACCUAUCUAUCCCACACAGACCUCCAUUACAGUAAACACCAAAAACACAGACGCACACACACACCACAGCUACACCAAAUGUCCGAGCCGCAGCCACAGGACCCCUCAUCACCGCUGUGGCCUUCAGUGGUGACAGCGGCCAUCACCUGCUCCUCCUUCCUGGUGGGGAUGGUGGCAGGGCAUAAGCUAGGCCGGCCCGUCAGGAGGCUUAUGAACAUGGCAAAGGUCGGGCCUAGCAAGAUGGUCCUAGUGGUGCAGGGUGACCUCAAAAUGGGCAGGGGCAAGCUUGCGGCCCAGUGCAGCCACGGGGCCCUGGCAGCUUAUAGACAGGCCCAGCAGCGCACACCCCUCCUCCUGCAAGCCUGGGAGGACACUGGCCAGACAAAGGUUGUGCUCAAGGUGGACAGUGAAAAGGAGAUACUGAAGGUUGUGGAGGAUGCAGAGAGGAAGGGGGUGCCGGUGGUGUCAAUAAGGGAUGCAGGCAGGACUCAGGUACCCAGUGGUUCCCUCACGGUGGUGGCAGUGGGCCCUGCCAGGCUCAGCGACGUGGAUAGUGUCACAGGUCACCUCAGGCUGCUGUGAGGGUGGUGGUGGUGGUGGUGGUGUUGGUGUGUUUGUGUUGAAGGUUAUUUUGUUUAUUCAGUGAUGUUUUUUUAUUUAUUUUUUUGUUUGUUUGCUUAUCAGGAAAGAUUUUUGUGGUUUUCUUUGGUAAAAUGUGUUAAUUUGUUUAUGUGGUGCAUUUUGUUUUUAUUUUUUUUUGUUUAUCAGUAAUUUUUUUGUGUAUUUCUCAGGUAAAUUAUCUUAGAAAUUAAUUAAUUAUUUAAUUUAUUUGGUGACUUGUUUUUCUUUGCUCAUUUUGCUUUCCUUCAGAUGUGUUGGUUUCAUUCACUUAUACAUUUGUCAGUAUGUUUCUCGCGGUUCUCUUCAACAAAAUGUAUUCUGAGUUUACAUUUUUAUUUAUUCGUUAAUAUAUUUUUUGUGGCUUUCAUUGUUAUUUUAUUUUUCAUUUUAUCAUAUCCAUUUGUUUCAACCAACUGAGACGAAAGAUUUUUAGUUUCCUCAUAAUUCACUUCUGCAUUGCCAUAUUGCUUUGUUCCCAUGUACAGUGUCAUAACAAGAAAUGGAAGGCAGUCUCUUUUCUUUUGUAAAUAAAGUGUCUGAUCA